CCAUUCUCGGAUAUAUUUGACGUUUUGUUGGUCUUAAGUUGAGAAUUUUAUCAAACAAUGCAGAAUACAUAGCCUUUAUCCAUAUUUAGUCAAAUAUCCGUGUCUGUAUCGCUCUGUAUUUGUUGCGCAGUAGAGCGACACCCACGGAAGUGAUCAAGAUGGGAAGAAUUGACGACAUGACGCAAUGUCCCAGCGCCUGGCAACAUACGCCGAGUGAUUCAUCCUGAACCACAGAGAUGGCUUAGCUAGUUUGCUAGUUUACUCUAUGAUAAACAUGACUCCGACUCGGAUAAAUGUGAACCUAUCUAUUUUACGCUCAUAAUACUCUUGUUUAUAUCAUACAACCAUCCAACCAUGAAGCUGAUCCAUAAAGACAUUGAAAAAGAUAAUGCCGGUCAGGUGACUCUGAUGCCAGAGGAGGCAGAGGAUAUGUGGCACACCUACAACCUGCUGCAAGUGAGGGACAGCCUGAGAGCCUCCACUAUCAGGAAGGUGCAGACAGAGUCCACCACUGGAAGCGUGGGCAGCUCCAGAGUUCGCACUACUCUUACUAUAUGUGUGGAGACGAUCGACUUUGACUCCCAGGCCUGCCAGCUGAGAGUAAAGGGCACUAACAUAGAGGAGAACCAGUAUGUCAAGAUGGGGGCUUACCACACUAUUGAGCUUGAGCUUAACAGGAAGUUCACUUUAGCUAAAAAAAACUGGGACAGUGUUGUGCUGGAUAGAAUCGAGCAGGCAUGUGAUGCAACCCAGAAGGCAGAUGUGGCAGCUGUGGUAAUGCAGGAGGGUCUGGCCAACCUGGUGCUGGUGACACCCGCCAUGACUCUGCUCCGUGCAAAAGUGGAGGUCACCAUUCCUCGCAAGAGAAGAGGAAGCUGCACUCAGCACGAGAAGGCGCUGGAGAGGUUCUAUGAGGCUGUGAUGCAGGCGAUUCUUCGGCACAUCAAUUUUGAUGUGGUGAAGUGCUUCCUGAUUGCCAGUCCAGGGUUUGUGAGGGACCAGUUCAUCACUUACCUCUUUAAAGAGGCAGUGCGGCAGGACAACAAGAUCCUGCUGGAGAAUCGCCCCAAAUUCAUGCUGGUCCACUCGUCUUCGGGUCAUAAGUACUCACUCAAAGAAAUCCUCUCUGAUCCCACAGUGACAAGCAGGCUUUCUGACACAAAGGCAGCAGGAGAGGUGAAAGCCCUAGAGGAUUUCUAUAAGAUGCUCCAGCAUGAGCCUGACAGAGCUUUCUAUGGAGUGGCUCAUGUGGAGAAAGCUGCUGAUGCCCUUGCCAUCGACACUUUGCUGAUAAGUGAUAAGCUGUUCAGACAUCAGGACGUCCCCACGAGGAGUCGUUACGUUCGGUUGGUGGACAGCGUGAGAGACAAUGGCGGCAAUGUCAGAAUAUUCUCAAGCCUUCAUGUGUCUGGUGAACAACUGACUCAGCUGAGCGGAGUGGCUGCCAUCCUGCGGUUUCCCAUCGCCGACCUAUCAGAGGGCGAGGAUGACAGUAGCUCAGAUGAAGACUGAUCCCCAGAAUUGGACCACAGAGGAAAAAUCAUUUGGAGAAAAGAAGGUGGUCGUCCAUUGUUGCAGAUAACACAAGACUGCGUUGACUCAGUGUGUUAUAAAACAAUAAAGCUGCUGUGUUAUGGUCUAUGUAUUCCACCUCUGCAAUAUCCACACAUCUCUCAGACCUAAUUAACACACCUGCUUUUCUAAAGUGGCCAUAAUAUCACAUAAUUAGAUGAAGUUUUUGUUUUGAGGUGAGUGUCUUUGAGAUGGGGCAUGUUAAGCAAAUGCCAGAGAGCUCUUCAUAAGAAUGCCAAACAAAAGGAAUGUAAUUUGUUGCCAAGUUUCAAAUGAAAACUGUUAGUUUUAAGAAACAUUAAGCAAUAGAAAAAAAUGAUUUUUCUUUCCAAGUGUAUAUACAGUUUAUCUUUCUUGCAAUUAAACAGAAGCAUUCAA
Molecule: messenger RNA, 1950 nt
Organism: Seriola aureovittata
Lineage: Eukaryota; Metazoa; Chordata; Actinopteri; Carangiformes; Carangidae
Gene: pelo
Product: pelota mRNA surveillance and ribosome rescue factor
Exons: 13
Coding region: 355-1512 (385 amino acids)
Biological process (GO): RNA surveillance; nuclear-transcribed mRNA catabolic process, no-go decay; nuclear-transcribed mRNA catabolic process, non-stop decay
Cellular component (GO): cytoplasm
Source: RefSeq, a predicted model, not a curated record